AUGAAUUACAAAACCAAAGUUUAUUUAAUCAAACUUUUUCUUAUGACAGGCAAGCUCAAAAUAACAAACUUAGUGAAAUAGAAGCCUAAUUAAUUAAAGGUUUUAUAGGUAUAUAAAAAUUAAGGUAAAUAACUAAUGGAUUUGAAUAAGUUUGAUGAAGCCAUCUAGAUUUAUAUUAAUAUUUUAGAAUUAGAUUCUAAGAAUAUUGCUGCUUUAUUUGGUUAUGGUAAAAAAUUAUUCUAUAUAAGGUGAUACCCUAGUAAAGCUUUAAUAAUUUUAAUUGGCUUUAGAACAAUAUAGAAAAAUAAAAAAAUUUGAGAAAGAUUUAAUAGUUGCCUUUUUAAAAAUAGGUAACUCAGCUAAAAUAAUUAUUAGGGUUGACUUUAGGAUAAAUGGGAAAUAUUAAGUAGGCUUUGAAAUAUUUUAUCAAAACUUAAAAUGAAAUUAUGGAAGACCAUAAAUUAGAAUGGACAAGAAGUAAAUUAGUUAGAUUAUUAUUUUAAGAUAAGGAAAUAGAAAUUAAGGAAUUAUUGAAACAAGCUCUUCAAUAUUUUAGUAAUCAAAAUUUAACUAAUGAGGAGUUAUUAGUUUAUGGUACAAAUAUAUUAAUAAUUUCUUCAGCAUUUAUUUUAAUUCGUUUAAAUCAUUGUGAUGAAGCUUUACAAAUUUUGAAUCAAAUAAAGGAUUCUAAUCUAAAUAAUGAUCUAUUACUUUGUUUAGAAGCAGAUAUUUUAUUUGUCAAUUUGAAAUUUGAUGAAGCUGAAUAGACACUUAAAAGGACUAUAAAAAUAAAUCCAAAUAGAAUUUAUACUUGGAUUAAAUUAAGUAAAUUAAAUUAUUAUCAUUAUUAUAGCAAUUAUUUUAAUAAUUCAAGGCAAAUACUAAGAAGCUCUAUCUCAACUAGAUAAUAUCAUAUUAAAAGCAUACCCUAAAAAUCUCGAUUCUAUAUGUUAUAGAAGUAAAAAAUAAGAAUUAUUUAAAUAGGUGAUAUCUUAAGAUUGUUAAACAAAACUUAAGAAGCAAUUGUAGGAUACAAUUAAUGUAUAUCAUACAACGAAAAAUAUUUAGAGGCUUAUCAAAAAAAGGGUAAUUGGUUGCAAUUAUUUUUAAGCUAAUACAUUAAGAAAUUUAGGGUACUAUUUGGAAGCCUUGGAGAUUUAUGAUUUACUCCUUUAGGAUGAUCCUAAAAAUUAUGAGAUGUUAUUUGAAAAAGGUAUAUGUGAACAUUUUCAUUAGGUUGUACAAUGUUUGAUUUGAAAGAAUAUCACACAGCUAAUUAAUUAUUUGAUUAAGUCUUGGAGUUAUCAUCAAAUAAUGUAGAUGCAUUAGUUAAAAAAGGUGAUAUAUAAAAUAUAUUAUUAGGGGAUAUAUUAUUAGUACUUGGUUUAUUUUAGGAUUCUCUAGAAAUCUAUGAAAAGGUUCUUUCAAUAAAAUCAAAUCACUUUUUUGCUCUUUGGGGAAAAAGUAAUCAUAAAUUUAUAUUUUAGGUGAGUCUUUAAGAGGUUUAAGGAAAUUUAGUGAAUCUUUGAUUUGGUAUGAUAAAGUACUGGAAUAGAGAUAAAUAUAUCCAUAUGCCUACCAUUAUAAAGGUAAUUAAAUAUAUAUAUAUUAUAAGGAUAUGCUUUAUAAUAAUUAGAUAGACAUGAGGAGGCAAUCAAUAAUUUUUUUAUGGCCCUAUCAAUAAUACCAGGAUUUAAAUUAUCUGAAGAAGCUUUACAAAUUUCAAAAUAGAAGCUAAAAGUACAAAAAUGA
Paramecium primaurelia is the source of this 1752-nucleotide messenger RNA. NCBI's taxonomy places the organism in Eukaryota, Ciliophora, Oligohymenophorea, Peniculida, Parameciidae. The record is from the annotation of a GenBank genome assembly.